CACGUUGGGAGAAAAUAAGGAAAUCACAGGUUGUUUGGAGUAAAAGAAGAAGUCGAGCGAUUCAGUCUCCUUUUUCAAGAAUGUUUCUCCACCAAAACGUCGCGUUUUUUGCUUUGUUAUUCAUGAGUGCAUAUAUAUUUGUGUCAGGCGACGUGGUAAACCUAACAGCUUCAGAUUUAAUCGACAAAUCGGGACUAGUCCGGACUUCUAGCUCUGCUGCUGCUGCUGUGGUCAACUCGCCUGUGUUAAAGCCUGCUCCGGACCUUUUAUUUUCCCUUAACCUGCUGUCUAAUUUUCCUGAAGAUUUGGAAAUUAGCGAAUACUGCAACGAGUUGCUUCACAUAUUUGGACAACGAUAUGUCACCUAUGUGAACUGCUUGGUUCCUGCUGCACGUCCUGUCAAAGUGUGCCAGAACUGUUUCUCCAGUUUCGAAAGCCUCAAUGACACCUAUGAGAACAUCUCAUCAAAUGACGUGGGUCCAGGUAAUGUGAGCUGCAGGGACAGCCUCCUGAGAAGUGACCGCCUGAUGCUGGUGUUUCUGCUGUUCAACAACCUCAAAGACAUAUGGACCAAAUCCAACUGUGAUUCUUGUAUCAUAAAGGUACCACACUUCAACUUAACCAGUGACACACUGUAUUUCCUGGCCACUCUGAACCGUACUCUCAGCUGCUUUGAGAAGUAUCAACAGGGCAACAGAACAGAGUUGUGCACAAACUGUAAGACUGCUUAUAAAGGCCUGAAUGAUCUGUACAGUGGCAUGGAGAAGAAUCAAACUCUGUGCAUCGACAUAGAAGAUGCGAUGAACAUGACACGCAGACUGUGGAGUAAGAAUUUCAAUUGUUCCUCCCCCCGUGAGGAGACGGUGGCUGUCAUCGCUGUGUCCAGCUUCAUGCUCUUUCUGCCCAUCAUCUUCUACUUGAGCAGCUUCCUUCACUCGGAACAAAAGAAACGCAAGCUCAUACACCCCAAGCGAGCAAAGUCGUACACCAGUUUGAUGAACAUUCAGGACAAAAUGAGCUGAAGGACAAACAAGUGAUGUGUAAUAGGGAAAGAAGGUUUGGACACGUUUCCCUUAUAUUAUUUAAAGUUUCAACCUGAGGGAAGAGUUGACGUCUGAUUGUCUUUGACUGGCCUUCAUGAAUGCAGAGGACCUGACAACAGAAGCAUUGCCUGUUGUUUUCUGCAGACUGUGAUACUGAUUAGUAUUUAAAGGAUUUAAACUGAAAAUGCACUGCAAUUGGCUCAAAACUGAGUCUGAGAAAACCCUAAAAGUUUGCUUUCAUAUCCUUGAAAAUCUCCUACCACUGGUUUUUAAGCUUGCUCGUGUUUUGUCAGAUUUGUCCAAGUUUAUUUGCACUCUUUGUAUCUGUCAGACAGGAUCUGUGAUAGAAUCAAAUUAUAACUCAAUACCAGCUAAUGAGAGGGUUAAUCAUGUAACUGGGCUGCAGAUCCUGGCCUUCCUUUCAGCCUCUUAACCAUCUUCAGGUUGUUCAGCAUCUUGACAACAGCUGUCACUAAAAAGAAUGACUGAUUUGAAUGAUGUGUGUGUCUGUAACUGAACUAAUGUGUGUAUGUGCUCUACUUAUGGGUUGAGAAAUGGGCUUUCUGUCUCUAAUGUAUGUCCAGAAGAGAACUGCAGAAAGGAACCACUUGAUGUCCAUUAGUGGUAACAUGUAUCUGCUGUGAGGAGGGGGGCACACAUGAAGGAGCGGGGGGUUUGGGGAGUAAAUAAAGACAUUACACAUAUUGUUGAGAGCACUCCAAAGUACCGCACUGUGACGCUACCUGUUUUCCAGUCAGUCUUUUCUGUGGUCCAUGAAGCUUUUUAUGUGCUUAGCUGUUGUUUUUCACUGAUGUUUAACUUAGUUUGUUAAGGGUUUCUGACAGAGAAGGCUCCUUUAUUACUCAUUUAUGUAAAAUUCCCAAAUUUUGCCAUUAGAGAUGCAUUAAAAAGCUGUGAAGACAUGCAAAUCUGAAUUUUCAAUGCAUAAGCCAAAUAAAUGCUUUUGUCAGAUACAACCA
Sphaeramia orbicularis (orbiculate cardinalfish) is the source of this 2023-nucleotide messenger RNA. It is a transcript of the gene ostm1, whose product is annotated as osteoclastogenesis associated transmembrane protein 1. Bases 81 to 1022 code for a protein of 313 amino acids. The transcript is spliced from 6 exons. Gene Ontology annotation, cellular component: cytosol. Lineage: Eukaryota; Metazoa; Chordata; Actinopteri; Kurtiformes; Apogonidae. The record is from RefSeq and is a predicted model, not a curated record.